Messenger RNA from Saprolegnia diclina VS20, 402 nucleotides. RefSeq lists its product as hypothetical. NCBI's taxonomy places the organism in Eukaryota, Oomycota, Saprolegniomycetes, Saprolegniales, Saprolegniaceae. The record is from RefSeq and is a predicted model, not a curated record. The coding region runs from base 1 to 402 and encodes 133 amino acids. The transcript has a single exon.
AUGUGCAAGCUCAGAAAUAGACUGAUGACGGCCGCGAUGCAGCGCGCUGCGCAUUUGGCCGACGACGCCGACGACGACGACGACGACGAGCUGCGCCUCGCGUUCUUAUCGCCGAUGGCAACGGCGAGCGCCCGGCCGCAGAACCCGGUCGUGAGCCUCCUCGAAGCCGCGCAGUCGCCCCGGCCCGUCCAGCUCGUGAAUACGACGCUGCUCAAGAAGCGCAAGUACGACAUGAUCGUCAAGCCUGUGCCAAAGCGAGUUGGCCCACCGAGCCACGAGUGGCGACCAUCGCUGCUACCCGAGAUCGACCAACCGCCACCCUCGCCAUCAUCUUCCUGCUGCAGCUACGUCGAGACGCAGACUAAGUUUAGCCGCCUUGCGCUGGGCAGCGACCCGCCCUAA